CGGCACGUCAACAAUAGAGCGGGCGUUUGCGAGCAGAUUGUGAGCGGCAGCCUUUCUACGACCAUGACUCGCCGGAUAGCGCACAAGCUGGAGACGCAGUGGCGCUCCCAGGACGUGCUUCAGUCGGAGGACGAAAAUGCCACUUUCGAGGAGUUCCUUCUCUCUAAGCAGCUACUCAGUGGUCUCCGCAAGUCGGGAUUCGUCAGGCCGUCGCCAAUACAGCUGCGUGCCAUUCCUCUGGGCCUCUGCGGUUUUGACAUGGUCGUGCAGGCAAAGUCUGGCACUGGCAAGACAUGCGUCUUCUCUGUGCUCACCCUACAAGCUGUCAACGUCUCCAAGAAUGCAGUACAGGUUCUGAUCCUGGCGCCGACACGUGAAAUAGCUGUUCAGUCUUGCGACACUGUUUGCUGUCUUGGCUGUGACAUGCCAGAGCUCAGGGCAUAUGCCUUCAUCGGGGGCAUGCCGAUAAAAGAGGACCUGCAAAAGCUGGCACGAUGCCACGUUGCAGUUGGCACUUUAGGGCGUCUGCUGCAGCUGAUCCAGCAGGGCCAGCUGUCCCUGGAGUGGGUCCGCCUCCUGGUGCUGGACGAGGCAGACCAGCUGCUUGGAGAAGGAUUCCAGGAAGACCUGAGGAAGCUCUGGGCAUUACUACCGAAGAGGCGGCAAGUGGUGGCAACCAGUGCCACCUACCCCCCAGAAGUGGCACGCAUCUUGGAAGAGGAGCUGCUUCGCAACCCCAUGGUCGUUCGUCUAGGAGCUGACACACCUGCCCUGCUAGGGGUGUCGCAGUGGUACUGCGUGGCCGAGGGCAGCCACGAGGCAGCCUGGUUCUCGAAGAAGCUGCGUACGCUGGACAAACUGCUGCGUCGAAUGCCCUUCUCCCAGUGUCUGGUGUUUCUCAACUCGCAGGCCAGAGCGCAGUCCCUGGAGGAGAGGCUUCGCCAUGCAGGUCACAGAGUGCAGCUGCUCAGUGGAGCCCAGGCGCAGUCCGAGCGCAUCAAGGCCCUGGUGUGCCUGAAGGCCUAUCGCUGCCGCAUCCUCGUCUCCACUGACCUCGCAGCUCGUGGCAUUGAUGCAGAAAGGGUCAACCUGGUCAUCCACUUUGAUGUAGCAUAUGAUCUGGAGACGCAUCUCCACCGCUCUGGACGUGCAGGCCGUUACGGCACAGCAGGCCAGGCAGUGACGUUGGUGGCGGGACUCCAAGAAUUGGAGCAGCUUCGCACACUCUGUGCGCCCCUCAACUUGGACAUAAAGCCACUGCCAGGUUCUUCAAGCUGUGAAUGCGAGAGUAACAACGUACAACUGAAUGGUGAUGCAAGCAGUGAUGUUGCGGAGAAAGAAAUGACAGAAGCAGCGGUACACGAACCCUCAAGCGAAGUCGCACCUUGUCAAGAAAAUAGCUACAACGAUGCAGGUUCUUAUUUUACUCAACAAUCUCCGCAAAAGAAGGUAACGUGUGCACAGUUGGUAGAGAUGCCAAAAAACACAUUUGGAUCGUCUUCUACGAAUAGUUCAGAAGAAAUCUGUGUGAAAGAAAUGUCGAUGUCAGUGAGUGCAGUAUCGCCACCUCCUGCUGAAGGUGGUUCCAUGAGACCGGAUAUACCAGCAGUGGAGCUGAGCACAGUAGAAUCAACCCCAGAAAGUGAUUCUAAAGAAGCGCAUGCAAAGGUAGUGCAGUCACUGCGGAGCACCCCCGAACUGACGCAGACAGAGAGCACGGGUGGAGCCACAAAGAGUGUCUUGCAGCUUGUGAUGGACCCUUCACGGAAGCUUAAGGAGAUCCUUAUGAGCCAGAAGGUGCCUGCACGUGUGCAGCCUCUUCUUGAGUGGCCACCAGAUCUUUCAAUAUGCAAGGAACUGGCGGCCCGCAUUCAGGAGGAGAAAGAAGCAUUCUGCAAGGCUUACGGUGUAGUUUUUGAACCUGGCAGAACACUGAAGAUUGCCCCUGCUCUGCGAGUGACAGAGCAGAGCUGUGCAUCCCCCUCGAUGGACGACGUCAUUCCUAGCCAUGAUAAGUGUGAAGCGGACGACACCAAAACAGUGGUGCACUUCAGUGCAGGAACUGAUGGCAGCUGCAUCAAAGAAAAGCAGAAACCAAGGCACAUUUCUCCAGAGGCGGUGGACGUAAAAAAAAUUGUUUCUAGCCAUGAAAAGCAAGAAGCAGAUGAAGCCAGCCAUAUGCUGCACUCUGACAAAGCUGUGUACGAGAAGACCAAUGAGGGACAGCAGGAACUAAGUGUGCAGGCUUCUGUGCCUCAAGAUAUUAACAGAGCGGAAGGGGACACUAGCACACGUGACAAGUUCCCACAGACUAGUUUUUCAGGUCACAGAGAAUGCAAGCUGAAGGAAAGAUGUGGUUCAUUAAAAAAGGAUCCUGUCAAGUCUGGUAUAGCAGCUGAAGCCACAGAAAUUGGGUGUUAUGUUGUACACAACUCGGAGCACAGACACUCAUCAUUAGAAUUGAAGCCAUCAGCAAGGAUUGAAGGCAGGACGCUUCAAUGUCGCCGUCCACAACCAAGGUCGCUGGACAUCAGCAGAGAAUUGAAGAAAACUAUGUCGGAGGCGCCAUUGAAAGAGAAUGACACUGUCGUCAAUUGCGAACGAAAGCAGCGAAAGGGUGCAAGUUUUGGUGGAGGCAGUGAUGAAGAUAAUUCAGUGCUUCACUUUGGGCGAUUAAGAAGCAGUACACCCAGUCGAGAAUUGACAUCAUUGACGCACCCAGCUCGCAUAAACCGUACGUACUUGUCACCUCUGACAAGGCUUGAUACCCCUGCAGUGAGAGAUCGCAAUUCAACCGACAAUCGUCAUCCCAUCGAAACAAGCUUAUGUUAUGAGUGUGCUCAAAAAUGUGAUGUCAUCAGGGCAACAUGCUUUAGGGAACGUCACUUGCUCCGGACUCCCACAGUGGCCUCCUCUUCCGUCAUGGCACAGUUCCAAGUUAGUGCUGCUGCCACGGACUGGUCACGUAACUGGUUCAUGUGGCACCAGUGGUAUAUUAAGAGAAUGCUGCAAGCUAAUCGCUUUUGAAAAACUGCUUUGGGACUUUUAGUGAUAGUGGAAGUGCCAAUUGGUACGCACUGACUUCAUAACUGUUAAAAGGAUUGUUGGUAUUAAAUGGACAUUGAGGGUCUCA
This is a messenger RNA of Rhipicephalus sanguineus (brown dog tick), 3133 nucleotides long. RefSeq names its product probable ATP-dependent RNA helicase DDX20. The coding region runs from base 64 to 3027 and encodes 987 amino acids. Gene Ontology annotation, biological process: spliceosomal snRNP assembly. Lineage: Eukaryota; Metazoa; Arthropoda; Arachnida; Ixodida; Ixodidae. Gene Ontology annotation, cellular component: SMN complex. The record is from RefSeq and is a predicted model, not a curated record. The transcript is spliced from 10 exons. Gene Ontology annotation, molecular function: RNA helicase activity; ATP binding; RNA binding.